Messenger RNA from Thlaspi arvense, 549 nucleotides. The record is from the annotation of a GenBank genome assembly. Lineage: Eukaryota; Viridiplantae; Streptophyta; Magnoliopsida; Brassicales; Brassicaceae.
AUGGCGGGACACAGGGUUGCGCAUGCGACACUGAAAGGGCCGAGCGUGGUGAAGGAAUUAAUAAUCGGUUUGACACUCGGUUUAGCUGCUGGUGGUCUCUGGAAGAUGCACCAUUGGAACGAGCAGAGGAAAACCAGAGCUUUCUAUGACUUGCUUGAGAGAGCUAUAGCUACUAGUCUUAACAUUGCAACCCAACGAGUGGUCGUCAGCAGCGAGAAUCGACCGGUUCGUCUCGCCGGUCCGGUAUGUUUGAACAAUCCGUGGAAUCUUGGAUCAAGAACAACGAACCGGAUGGUGAAAUUUAGGCCGGUUAAAGCAGCGCCAGAAGGAGGGAUAACGGAUGUGGAGAAGAGCAUUAAGCAAGCAGAAGAGGCUUGUGCGGGCGAUCCAGUGAGCGGAGAGUGUGUAGCUGCGUGGGACGAGGUGGAGGAGCUUAGCGCAGCAGCUAGCCACGCUAGAGACAAGAAGAAAGCUGGUGGCUCGGAUCCUCUUGAAGAAUACUGCAAAGACAAUCCCGAGACUAACGAGUGUCGUACUUACGACAAUUGA